AUGCCCGCAUCGCGUCUACUCGCGCCCCGCGCGCCCUCCGCUCUCGCCGACCUCACGGCAGUGAUGCGGAUUCACGACGCACCUGCCGCAGCUGCAGCCUCCUAUUUAUCUCCAGGCAGCGUGGUGCUUUUCCGUACGGCUUUGGGGGCGGAAUUGGCGAGCGCGGUGUCAGCAGCUCCUCGCGGUGCGGCUGCCACCAGCAGCGCAGCUGCCGCGCUAGGCGGCACGCUCGACUGCUCGCAGCGCGCACACGUAAACCUCCCCCACCCCACCCUCGCGCGCUCCUCGCCCCCCCUCUUCCCCCCUCUUUCCCCCUCUUUUUCCCCGCCAGUGCAGCGCGACGGCAGCGUCAUCCUGCGCUUCGCCCCUCUGCCCGACCCCCUCGCGCCCACCGCGCACGCCCUCAGCCCUGCCCCCGCAGCACCACGGGCUGAGCGGGACAGCAUUGGGGCGCCCAGGGGGGGCGGGGAGACGCCGCCAGGAGGAGGCGCGGCGGAGGUGCGGGCGGACGCGGGGGUGGUGGCGUUCGUGACGGCGUGCACAAGCGAGUUCAGCCGCGAGGUGCCCGACGCACUCAUUGAGGAGAUCGUGGGGCUGCCGCUCCGCCUCACCCCAGUGGACCACAUGGCAAAGUGGGUGGCCAUCUCAGCGCACCACACUGUCGCCGCAAUCAACCAAGUCAUCGACCUGCCAGCCUCCGCCCUCCACCACGGCUCGCUUCCCUCCCUGCUGCACGUGCUUGGGCUGAGCAAGCCUCUCCUGCCUUCCGCCCCCUCUUCCUCGCCUUCCAGUGCACCUCCUGUGGUGGCCCCAACGGCACCAUUCCAAGGUGGUCGACCCACACCUCCACCACCCGUACCAGUGUCUGCAGCAGCAGCCCUGCCAGCCCAGCAUGCCCCUCCCUCCGCAGCUGCCUCUAUUGCUGUCACCACCAUCACAGGUGUUGUGCUGGCAGGCCUGGUUCAGUUCCUGGCCUCAUUCGCAGGUCUGGUGGGACGUGUGCCGGGCGGCAGCAGUGGUGUGGGUCAGAGCAGGCUGCUGUGGAACCUUCCAGCAGCGACGGUGCUGUUGCUGGUUGCGGCAGUGAAGGUGUGGGCGGCAUGGUGGCAUCAGCACCACAGGCAGCAGGUGGGUGCAGCUGUUUAA
Messenger RNA from Closterium sp. NIES-65, 1146 nucleotides. The record is from the annotation of a GenBank genome assembly. NCBI's taxonomy places the organism in Eukaryota, Viridiplantae, Streptophyta, Zygnematophyceae, Desmidiales, Closteriaceae.